GAGUGACGGAAGGAGAAGAGGAGGAGGAGGUUUCAGCAAUGGAUCAGUACUCUGCGUCGACCAUCGCAGCUGGAAUCGCAGGAAAUUUGUUCGCCUUCGUUCUGUUCGUGUCGCCGAUGCCGACGUUUAGGAGGAUCGUCGGGAACGAGUCGACGGAGGAGUUCUCGGGGUCGCCCUACGUCUACUCGCUGAUGAACUGCUUGAUCUGCAUGUGGUACGGGCUGCCGUGCGUCGGCGGCGUCGUGCUCGUCGCCACCGUCAACUCCGCCGGCGCCGUCUUCCAGUCGGCCUACGUCGGCGUCUUCAUUUUCUACGCCGACCAGGCCAGAAAGUUGAGAAUGAUAGCAAUGUUCAUGGGAGUCCUAUGCACUUUUAUCGCCAUUGUUUACGUCAGUUUGGAGUUCUUCGACCCUCUAAACCGAAAGACCUUUGUUGGAUACUUAAGCAUGGCUUCACUCAUCUCCAUGUUUGCUUCUCCCCUAUUUAUCAUCAAUUUGGUGAUCAGGACUAGAAGUGUGGAGUUCAUGCCAUUCUACUUAUCCCUUGCCACCACCUUGAUGAGCCUGUCUUUCUUUGUAUAUGGGAUGCUAUUGCAUGACUUCUUCAUAUAUAUUCCAAAUGGGAUCGGAGCUCUCCUUGGGGUUGUUCAAUUGUUAUUGUAUGGCUAUUACGGUGGAAAAUCUAGAGAGCGGUCUAUUUUGCCAUUGUUGGCUUGAUAAAAUAAUUGUGUGUUCAUUUAUUUUGACACGCUUCCGUAACCGUCUUAUGAAACGGCUU
Molecule: messenger RNA, 777 nt
Organism: Zingiber officinale
Lineage: Eukaryota; Viridiplantae; Streptophyta; Magnoliopsida; Zingiberales; Zingiberaceae
Product: bidirectional sugar transporter SWEET2a-like
Exons: 6
Coding region: 39-716 (225 amino acids)
Biological process (GO): carbohydrate transport
Cellular component (GO): membrane
Molecular function (GO): sugar transmembrane transporter activity
Source: RefSeq, a predicted model, not a curated record